AUGACGUCUCUCCAAUCCGACUUUCGCAGCCAUUUUGGCCUUGAAAACAUUCCCUUUGGAAUUGCUUCUUCAAGCAAGCACACAUCGCCGCAAGCAGCCACUCGCUUCGAGAAUAAUGUGAUCUUCCUUGCUGAUCUGGUGCAAUCUGUUUCUGAGUUGCAAACUUUGCCCAAUGGCAUUUUCUCACAACAGACGUUGAAUGCAUUUGCAGCACUUGGACGAACAGCUCAUAGACUUGUUCGGUCUGCCAUUCAGAAACUUAUUCAAGAGGGCAAGUUACCCGAGGGCAGCACUGAAGAUGUCUCAGCAUGUCAGAUGCAUCUUCCAGUCUCGGUUGCAGACUUUACAGACUUCUCAUGUUCUGAGUACCACAACCUCAAUGCUGGUCUUGCUGCUAUGGGAAGAAAGGGACUACCCCCUUCUUGGGGCUUCAUUCCCCCAGGCUAUGCUGGUAGAUGUUCAAGCAUCAAGAUCUCUGGAACUCCUGUGAGAAGACCCAUUGGUCAGUUCUGGGAAGAUAGUAUGGCAGCAUUGAGAGGCGAGAACAAGAAGGUUAUUUAUGGUCCCAGUCGCAGAAUGGAUUAUGAGCUGGAACUAUCAGCUGUGAUAGGCAAGCCUCUUCCAUACGGCCAGACCGUCACAGCAGAGAAAGCUGGCGAGCAUAUCUUUGGAUUUGUUAUGCUGAAUGACUGGAGUGCCCGUGACAUCCAGACAUUGGAGAUGAUCCCGCUUGGGCCCUUGAACUCAAAGAACUCGGGAACAACGAUGUCUCCAUGGAUAAUCACUUACGACGCGUUGGAGCCGUUCCGAGUCCACGGCCCAGGCUGGAAACAUACUUUGCCUCCCCACCUUGCUGUGGAGAAGGAUGAUCGAGGCCUGUCAAUCGAUCUGUCUGUCUUCGUUCAAUCGCCAGGGAACGAUGUGACUCGUGCUUGUGCAGCCAACAGUAGCGUUCUCGCAUGGUCUUUCGAGCAACUGUUAGCUCACCAAGGCAGCGCAGGUUGUGGUUUCCAAGCUGGAGAUCUGCUUGCUUGUGGCACUGUGUCAGAAGACUCGGACAGUGGGCGUGGAUGUAUGCUUGAACACAACCUUCCUCCACCAGCUGUACAACGUGGUUACCUUGCAGAUGGGGUUGUUGUUCAGUUCACAGCAAAAUGUGGCGAAGGUGUUGGAUUUGGUGACUGCCAAGCAGAACUACUGCCAGCUCUUUCUACAGAGAACUGGACCAGCGAGUAA
Aureobasidium melanogenum CBS 110374 is the source of this 1236-nucleotide messenger RNA. RefSeq lists its product as uncharacterized. Gene Ontology annotation, molecular function: fumarylacetoacetase activity. Bases 1 to 1236 code for a protein of 411 amino acids. The record is from RefSeq and is a predicted model, not a curated record. Gene Ontology annotation, biological process: L-tyrosine catabolic process; homogentisate catabolic process; L-phenylalanine catabolic process. The transcript has 3 exons. NCBI's taxonomy places the organism in Eukaryota, Fungi, Ascomycota, Dothideomycetes, Dothideales, Saccotheciaceae.